Molecule: messenger RNA, 5721 nt
Organism: Spodoptera exigua (beet armyworm)
Lineage: Eukaryota; Metazoa; Arthropoda; Insecta; Lepidoptera; Noctuidae
Source: the annotation of a GenBank genome assembly
CGGGACUGCUUAUUCUACUAGCGCCAAUCAAAGUAAAAGCCGAUGCCAACUUGUUAAUAUUUUAUAGAUUUUAUACGGCAGUAUUAUAGCAAAUGGCAUCGCGUGAAAAUGACAGUUUUGUUCUGUGAACGAAAAAUUAUUUUAUCGAAAUAAAAUAAAGUGAUUACUUGAUAUUUUUAUAUUUAAAAAAGCCCAAAAUUGCUCAACCACUUUUGGAAAAACGCAUAAACACAUCAGAGAUAAAAAAUAAAAAUAUUGCGAUUGUCGUGUAUUGUAUCAGAUGUUCUGUCUGUGAUAGGUCUUGUGUUAUUUUAUUUGUGUAUGUUAUUGUAAGUGCUGCAAUUAAAAUUACAAAAAUGACGGACAGUAACCCAGUAGUGAUGGCUUCAGCUAAUGGACUGGUAGACAAAUCCAAAGAACUCCAGAAGGAGAUUCUCAUGGAGAAACUAAGGUCCAAAACAUCACAGUUCAAAAAUUUAACAGAGACUUCCAAAGGCGUCCGAAUGGCUUUACUGGACAAGAGAUGGGGUAUAGACAGUGCAGAUCGUAUGAUAUUAAAGAAGUGCCUUGACAGUUUGCAGCAUUGCAUCAAAGUUAGCUCCUUGCAGAGUCUCAUUGAGCGCCUGGAGUGCUUGUCUAGACAGCUCGGACUCAAGUUUGUAGUGGGCACAUCAGGAGUGAAUCUAUUCAUAUCAUCUGAUAUGUUUUAUUUGGAAAUAUUAGUAGAAUCAUCAGGGUCAGUAAAAGAUGUUAAAAUUCAUCAUGAAGGAAAAAUUGAGCAACAGAGUUGUGAAGAGCUGGUGCAGUGUAUAUCUCGAGGUGAUUUUGCUGAUUUCACAGCGCAACUGGAAGGAUUAACAGCGGUUUAUCAACUAGGCGCUGAGAAAAAAGUAACUUACGGAACAAUUCCUGUUACGGGGGAAGUCCGCAGGGUAAAAUGUAAAGCGUUCAGCGCUUUACAGAGCUUAGAAGAAGACUUGUGUACGAUGAGACAACUUCAGAGCUUCAUCAAAGAUCCGUGGGCGCAAGUCCAUAAGAGUCCUAUUGGCUUUUUGCAAAAAAGAAGAGGAGGUCAUGCAAUGCGUCUCACCUAUUUCGUGUCUCCAUAUGAACUCUUAGACAAAGAGAAAGGCCUAAAUCCACUGACGGUAGAGCUGCUCACAAUAGGCAAGCCCACUGUUACGAGCGGCCUAGCGUCGCUGGUCGCACCUUCUCACACUCCCAUUGGUCAUUCAGCGACUGUGCUUCUAGAAGGUUCCCCGCCAAAUAAGCUGCAACUAUCGCCUAUUAUAUCAGGAGGACAGCGUCCAGGAAAAGGAAAUGGACCUGUAUACGCACAGUUGGUGCCGCAGAACAGUGCGAUGCUCCCAGCGUGCUUUACCCUGAAGCUAUCACAGCCCACCCCACUGUGCGCCGGACUGGCCAAACUUAUACACGCCACCACUGAUGUUGAAGUGGCCGGGGAUUGGAGUAAUGGGAAGCCGAUGUUAGGUCUGGUCGCCCAACAAGCGUACAACAAGCUGACGCCGGGGAAAGUUAUCGAAUUGAAUCUCAGCAAAGGACUCUUUGUGCACCUUCCGGACCAGACCCAAUGUUUCUUCCUAUGCGAGUCCCGCGGACUGGAGGGUUGUAUGGUAUCGAGUGUACCGUUCACGCACCCGUCCCACGUGGCCCCACUGCUGGCCUGUCUCAGGCAACAACAACUCUUCAACGCGCUCAUCUCUAGCUGUGUACGCACGCAGACCAAACAUUUCGUGGAGCUAGAAUCAGUGGUGAUGUUCGAGGUGAGCGCGUUGUCAUGGCAACACAUCUCAGUGUCGCUGGAGCACCCGGGCGACGAGAGCAUGGCCACGGUGGAGCUCGAGCUGAGCGACCCGGCCGCGCCGCGCGCCUCGCUCUACACGCUGCACGCCGCGCCCGCGCAACAUAUCGACGACUAUAUCACUUCCGUACUGCAAAAAACACAUUCUAUACCCAUUACGCUCAGGUCUCUUAUAAAGAUAUGGGAGCGAGAAGCGGCUAGCAAGCAGUUAAACGGCGGGUACUCGGCUUUGGAGCCAAAUUUUAGCUGUGGCCUGGGGGGCCUCGACCCGGGUGGUGACCACGUCAAGCACGAACCCGGGUCCAUGCACUCCCGGGCCAUGUAUCCGUCUAGCGUCAACCAUCCCCAUCAAGGCGGGGCAUAUCUCUCGGAACAGCAACACCACCUUUCGGUUAUGUGCCAGGACACCGCCGCUACUGACACCAAACCCACUGAGGAACGGAAAUCCAAGAAGAGAAAAUCAGAUGACGUGUGGGCUUCUGCUCAAAAGAAGGGCAAACCUUCAGGCAUCACUGAAAUGAUGGACUCAGACAGCGAGAGUGAUAACUCAGACGAGUAUGUCAAUGAAGACGAGAAUACCAACAAUAGUAACUCUACCAAUGAUGAUAUAGAGGGACGCGAGUCUUCCGUGUCUCAGAAUGAGUUCACGUCGGAUAUGGAACUGUCGGGCAUGGACGCCACCGACGCACUCGGAGCGCAGGACAACAGAACAUCGUCCGACAUGGACAACUCGAACGAUGGAGAUGUCGACGAUAUUAUCCGGAAUUCUUUUCACAAGUCUGAUCACAAAAGGCAAAAACUUAAAAGCAAAGACUCCGAAUUACGCACAAACAGAAGCACGUCUUCGCUCCUUUUGGAUUUAACUGAAGGAAAGUCUUACAUGCCUUCUUCGGUAAGCAUAACUCCUAUUGGUACGACAUCGAAUACACCCAACGCAGGCACCGGCUCCAGCAUCUCCUCCAUGUUAUGUCUGGACAGGCGGCCCGGCAUUGAAAUAAUCCCCAUCACUGCGGCCGCACCAGCCGCCCUGCCCAGCUCCAUAACAAUAACUCCAAUAACAUCAUCACAAAUGAAAACGCUUGAUGAUCGUAUUAGAUCUGAGAAGAAAUCGAGUAGGUCGGGGGAAGAGCGGAGUAAGGAAAAGAAGAAGAAACGUAGGAGGGAUGACUCAAUGGGACCGCCAGAGAAAGUACCUCCUAAACAAGACCCGCUCACUAAGCCGGUCUCGGUGAGCAUCAAACCUACUGAUGGGUCCCCUUUACGCGCGACUUCCCCAAACUCCCUUAUACGAAAAUUUAGUCCAAGCCCAACGCACGGCCGAUCUGUUUCGAUUACUAAAUCGCCGAGUCCUAGCACUGUGAAGGGGAUGGGUAAGCCGUCGGGGACAUCUAGUCACCACAAUAGCCCCAGACAUUCUCCCGUUCAGAAUAGUCCUAAACAUUUACCUGGUUAUUCGAGUCCAAAAAACCACAGCGUCUCGUCCCCUAAGCACAGUUCUUCGGGGUCGGGAAAACCAAGUAUGUCAGCUCUCAAAUCGGCGACCAGCGGAUCGCCCUCAGGUAAAUCAGGUACGACAGGGUAUGAUCUCACUAAAAAGUUAUCCAAAGACAGCUAUAGCUCUAGCUCAGUGACAUCUAGGGAUAAAGAAAAGAAACAUUCCAGUUUAUCUUUUUCUAGUUCCGAUAGGAGUAGCCCUAAAUUAAAAAAUCCAAUUAAAUUGAAACAAUUAGAAAUAACCCCCGUAACCUGUGAUAGCCCUGUAACGGAGCCUUUGAUUUCCCCACCUAACAUUGAAGUAAACAAAUCUAACGCUCCGAGCCAGGCUCGCAACAGGAAAGGUUCCCUCAGUGCUGUCAUAGACAAGCUCAAGUCUGCGCAGCACUGUGGCACAGAUUCUGAAAUCAGUGCAAAAUCUAGUAGCUCUUCCAGUAGUGCUAAGUUUUCAGAUCCAAAAACAAGUACGCCCAGCAGUAGUGGAAAACUUAGCGAUAGCAAAAAUCAGGAGUACAUGGUGAAGCCAAGCUCCGACGGUAUGAAGAUUACUAUCAAUAAAACUAGAACAAAAGAUUCUUCGAGCAGUAGUUCCAAACUAAACUACAGUAGCUCAAGUUCCAAGUCGCCCCAGCUCACUCCCCCGAGUCAAGGCUCUCCCAAAACUCACACUGGUUUGAAACCAGGGGUCAUAAGUGGUCCCGCUUCAAAAAAGACUCAAGCUAUGCAAUCUUCUAAAUCUGGGAGCGUCACCUCCGGCUCAACACCACCGAAAGCAAACAUGAGCCCUUCAGAUUCCUCCGGAUCUAGUAAUCCUAAUAUGCCCAAAGUGCCUUAUUCUAAAUCAUCAAGCACUAGUAAUGCCGGUAUAAAUCUGUCGAAAUCUAGUUCUAAAUCUAGUUCUGGAUCCCCCAAGAGCAGUAGCACGGACCUCGCCAAGAUUAUUCGAGACAGAGAAAGAGAGAAGGCCAGGACUAAACUCAUGACUAAUUCGGAAAAAUCUAUUUUUUCUUCUAAAUCAGAACGGCAUUCCAGCCCCAGCGGCUCUAGAGAUGAAGUAGACGGGGAACGGUUUAAGGGGUCCAAAGAAUCUAACUUUCUAGUAGAAGGCUUGAUCAAGCCUCUCGAUACAAGUAAAUUUCAAAUACCAAAAUUGAAAAACCAAAAUACUCCAGACAAGAACAGCCCUGCGAGUCAGUACGAUCAAAGAUCAUUGGUUAACGACUUUGCUCGUUCACUGGAACAAAGUAAAUAUCCAUUUCCUCACUUCGACAAUCAAGGAGCCAGAACGACUGACUCGCUGCAAAAGUCGGCCUACCCGUUAAAUGUGCCAAAGCCACUGCUCAAUAUGGGUAGCAUGAGCCCUAAAACUAUACCGCCUGGAAAAAACGAUCAGUCUGAUCGGCCUCUAGAAUUUUCUAAGGCCAUGGCUGAAAGUAUAUCAAAAGGGGAAAGCCCUGUGAGAAAUAAGGACGACUCGAAAGAUGGUUUUACGUCGUCAUUUCCUAUUAUGCCUUUGGAUUUUAAAACGGAAAUGGCAAAGGGGUUUGCUGCUCCAAAAGGUAGUUCGGAAGACAGGAAAGGCGCUGACUCAUGCAUGAAGCCGCCAGCAAGCGGUGCAGUGGCACGAAGUGGAGCAACGACUCCGCAGGAAGCCGCUGAGAUGUUACUGGACUUCUCUUCAUCGUCGGGCAGCAAGGUGUCUGGCUUGGUGGCCGUGCGGCCGGUAUACCCGUCCUCGCCGGCUCUCGCCCUGCAGCUGGCUAAAAGCCCCGCGCCGUCGCCGCUCGUGGCACCCUCGCCGCACUCUAACUCGCCGUGCAUCACCGACGACGAACUCAUGGAUGAAGCGCUCGUGGGUCCCGGCAAAUGAGUCUCAGUGUACAAUCUCGCACUACCGCAGGGCGAGACUUCGGGUUUUAUAACCACGUACGAAUAAACUUUAACGUGAACAUUAAUGAAUAUAUUGUUUACAACUCAAUAAUUAUGAUUCCUUGGGUAAUGUUAUUGAACGAUAUUUAUUUAUCAAGUAAAUUAUUCGUAAUUUUCUCUCUAUGUAAAGUAGUUGCUGAUUUUUACUUUAAUGACCUUGUUCUUUUAUUGUCUAAGGAAAUUUGUGAUUCAAAAACUAAGUGAUCGAAUAUCAUAUUUGUGUCAUACUUUACAAAUGUAAUGUAAAAAAGACGAUUGUUAAUCCAUGCACAGUUGCAAAUGAAAGAAUCACUGAUCGCAACUGCCAUGAGAAUAAUCCAAUUAGUGUACAAUGUUUUUCUAAGUUAGGUACCUAUUGCAUGUAUAAAAUGCAAUUAUAACCAAUCAAUGUAAAUAGAUAAAAUAAUAUAAUGAUAUUGAAAUGAUUUUGUUGGGAAGGCAAUUGUGCUUAUAGAUUUUGUAGAAAUAAAUAUGAA